This is a messenger RNA of Lathyrus oleraceus (garden pea), 1675 nucleotides long. Its product is annotated as protein PIN-LIKES 3. The transcript is spliced from 11 exons. Gene Ontology annotation, biological process: endoplasmic reticulum to cytosol auxin transport. NCBI's taxonomy places the organism in Eukaryota, Viridiplantae, Streptophyta, Magnoliopsida, Fabales, Fabaceae. The record is from RefSeq and is a predicted model, not a curated record. Gene Ontology annotation, cellular component: membrane. The coding region runs from base 280 to 1494 and encodes 404 amino acids.
UUCCUUAUAUUGAGUUUUAAGAUUUUAGUCGUUGGAUUAAUAUAACGGUUGAGAGUACUAUAUUUCAGCUGUUAGAUUAAUCAAACUGUCCUCCAAGUGUUUGUUGUUAUGUGUAUUCUAUGAUUCACUAGUGAAGUUACAGUGUUUUUGGUGCAAAAGUCAUAAUAACUGCUUAAGGUCUUGUUAGAAUAGUGUUAUAAAAUGAGACAAAAUGGCUCUGGAUCUUUUUUCGUUGUCUCUGUAGUUGUUUAAGGAUUAAGCUUUUGAAGAUUUGUGAAAAUGGGGUUUGUGGAGCUUUUGUAUGUUGCUUCAUUGCCAGUAGUUAAAGUGUUACUGAUAACUGCACUUGGAUUGUUUCUUGCAAUAGAUUACAUAGAUGUGUUGGGAGCAGAUGCGAGGAGUAAAGUGAACAAUCUUGUAUUUUAUGUGUUUAAUCCAUCAAUGGUCGGUAGCAAUUUGGCAGAAACAUUAACAUCUGAGAAUGUUCUUACUUUGUGGUUCAUGCCGGUGAAUGUCCUUAGCACAUUUAUAUUAGGUUCAGCUUUAGCAUGGUUUGUGAUUAAAAUUACAAGGCCUCCGAAGCACUUGGAAGGUCUCAUAUUAGGUUGUUGUUCUGCAGGAAAUUUAGGAAACUUGCCUAUAAUCAUUAUUCCAGCUAUAUGUAAAGAGAAAGGAAGUCCUUUUGGGGACCCUGACCUUUGUCAUAAAUAUGGAAUGGCUUAUGUCUCACUUUCUAUGGCGAUUGGAGCAGUUUUACUAUGGACAUAUGUUUUUAACAUAAUGAGAAUUUCAUCAAAUAAAGCCAAAUUGAUGACUUCAGGGGUGUUAUCAGAUUCACAACAAAACAAUAAUAUUUCAGAAACACUUAACCCAGCAAAGGAUGUCCCAGAAGAUGCAUAUGCUUUACUGCUUCCAAAUACAGAAUUUCAGGAAAAGGUUUCGUUCUCAGAUAAAAUUAAGCGACAUUUGAAGAAGAUUUCAGAUAAUAUCAAUUUCAAAACCAUUUUUGCACCAUCAACCAUUGGAGCAAUUAUUGGGUUUUGCAUUGGUGUAAUCACCCCAAUAAGGAAGUUUAUGGUUGGCAAUGAUGCUCCAUUUCAUGUAGUUGAAGAUUCUGCAGCCAUGUUAGGUGAAGCAGCCAUUCCAACAGUCACUCUCAUAUUGGGUGCAAACCUCCUUAAAGGUUUGAAGGGAACAAGUACUCCAACGUGGACAAUUGUAGGAAUUAUAGCAGUGCGAUAUAUUUUUCUUCCAAUAUUAGGCGUUGUAGUGGUUCAAGGUGCAAUCAAAUUGGGUUUGGUGCAACCAGAUCCAUUAUAUCAGUUUGUCCUUUUACUUCAAUAUGCAAUGCCUCCAGCUAUGAAUAUAGGAACUAUGGCUCAGUUGUUUAGAUCAGGUGAAAGUGAAUGCUCUGUUAUUAUGCUAUGGUCAUAUGCUUUUGCGUCAAUAGCAGUUACCCUUUGGUCAACCUACUUCAUGUGGCUAGUUGUUUGAUUUUGUAUUAACACAUGGAUAUUAUUAUUUGAUUGUUAUUAAUUGAUAUUUUUGUUUAAUUUUAUGCAUGGUUAGCAAAAAAUUUAUUUGGAAAAAUGUCUUUUAAGUGUUUGUCAUAUUUAUUAAUGUUAGCAGACAAUUUAACAAGUUUGAUAAAGGUGAGAUACACAUUCUGAUUUUA